GGCUCCAAGAACUUUGAAGAGCGCAUGCGUGCGCCAGCUCGUUCCUUUUUCCUCCUUGGGCGUCUGAAGGCAAGAUGGGUCACCAGCAGCUCUACUGGAGUCACCCGCGGAAGUUCGGCCAGGGUUCUCGCUCUUGCCGCGUCUGCUCUAACCGCCACGGUCUGAUCCGUAAAUACGGGCUGAACAUGUGCCGACAGUGCUUCCGUCAGUAUGCGAAGGACAUAGGCUUCAUUAAGUUGGACUAAGCGACCUGAAUGGAUGAUUCGACUGUCUACCCAGAGAAACCAACUGUCUACCCUGUGAUACCAAUCAUGCUAGUCUUUGUGCACACAGAAUAAAAAAACUGAAGGCCUCU
Messenger RNA from Rattus rattus (black rat), 355 nucleotides. RefSeq names its product ribosomal protein S29 (gene Rps29). The record is from RefSeq and is a predicted model, not a curated record. Gene Ontology annotation, biological process: translation. NCBI's taxonomy places the organism in Eukaryota, Metazoa, Chordata, Mammalia, Rodentia, Muridae. The transcript has 3 exons. Gene Ontology annotation, cellular component: cytosolic small ribosomal subunit; ribosome. The coding region runs from base 75 to 245 and encodes 56 amino acids. Gene Ontology annotation, molecular function: structural constituent of ribosome; zinc ion binding.